GAGGUAGCAUACAAAUGAAUCUCUACAUUAUACCUAAAUAGUAAUUACUUUGGUCUCUAAGAUUAUAAAAUAAAAGGAAUCUCCUUUAGUCAAGAAUUAGUCAAAGUAGGCGACACAAAAUGUGAGUUUGAAAGAUGAUUUUCCUUGGCGUGCCCAAAAUUUCAAUCCACAGUCCCUCUCUUGUCCCAUACAAGCCAUGUUACAAGUCUCCUCUAGAACCAGAAAUAAAUUAUCAAAUUAAAGACUUAAAUGAUAUGUGUUUGACCAUUUUAAGAACUAAAAUGGCAUCUUUAGAAAUUUUAGUCACUAAAAUUUAUUGGUAUUCAUAAAUCUGGUAAUGUAAUUUGUCUCCUUUAAGGCAUUCCAAUCUAAUGUGAAAUCAACAAUCCUUUCACACCUUCCAUACUUUUCUCAUCUCAUAAAUCACCCUUCUUCCUCACUCUUCCUUUUCAAUCACCAUCUUCUCUACCUCUUCUUCUAAAUAACACUUUCAAACAGUUCUUAUGGCCAAACCAACUCAUGCAAAACCAGGUUGUUUUUCUGACUUCUUUCACCUUCUCUUUUGUGCUGAGAAUGGAAACACCUCUCAAAUGCACCCUUAUUCUGACCCCAUUACCAAACCACAUGCAUCAGAACCACUGCAUGCUCAUAAUAAUGAUGCAAUGGUCAAUGCAACUAAACCAGGAGUUGUGGCAAGGCUAAUGGGGCUUGAUUCACUGCCAAGUACCAAAUUCGUAUCAAACACAGACACCCCAGAUUCAGUUCCCAGAAGUAGGUCAGUCAACUUUGUGGAUUACUUGCUCAAGUUCGACACCAGCCAAGCCAACCAUCACCAAGUGAAAACCUCAGCAUCAUUCAGAGAGGUUCCUGCACCGUUUCAGCACAAAAGCAAAAGCCACGAUCUUGUCGUGUUCUACUGGGAUAGUGGGAGUGAAGAUCAUGAAGUUGGAUCCUUUUCGAGGAUUCAAGAAAUGGGGUUGGAAGAAUCUAGACAGAGAAAGAAGCAGGGAAGCAAGAACAAGGAGAUUGUUGGUGUCACAGAGGAGAGGAACCUCACAAAGAGAAGGCAACUUUCCAAGUUCGAGAAUGAGCCUAGGGUGGUUCCUCUUAAGCAUGGUUCGAAGGUUCGAAAUCACAAUGAAGAUAAAGCUUUGGCACCAGUUUCUGCAUGCUCUAGGAGUUGUGGUAAUGGAAGAAAAGAUGGUAGUGGUGGUGGUCCUAGUGGGUUAAGAACAACCUCAACAUUGCCAAAUAAGCAGAAGAAAGUGCCCUCUGAACCAAAACGUUUGAAGAAUACCAGAAAACAACACGAGAUAGAGAGUGAAUGUAGCUCAGAGAAUUUCAGUGCAAUCUCAGUCCUAGGCGACUAUGACUACUCAUUUCUUUAUGGACCUGAUUUUCCAGAUUACAGAAGGCACUUAAAGCCAAAGACAAAGUGGGAAUUUUCAGAACUUUUAUUGGAUGAUGAUGUUGGAGACAGAGCAAGCAAGGACAAAGAAUGUUCCUACCCUGACAUCAACCAGAAAAAAGAGUGUUUAUCAGAAUUAAGGGAGAAGCUUUGCAAGUUUACAGAAAAUGAUUUCAGAGAAUCAGAUUUCACAAGAAAACGCGUGUGUGAGGGUGAAAAUUAUGACGAAAUUUGUUUGGAGUAUGAGCAUAAAAUUUUUGACAUUUUACUACACCAGCUUGUCAAUGAACUUGUGGAACUUUCAUUUUGAGAAUUUUGUUA
Molecule: messenger RNA, 1729 nt
Organism: Vigna angularis (adzuki bean)
Lineage: Eukaryota; Viridiplantae; Streptophyta; Magnoliopsida; Fabales; Fabaceae
Exons: 2
Coding region: 504-1718 (404 amino acids)
Source: RefSeq, a predicted model, not a curated record